CUCAAUAAGCCACGCACGCUAAGCGGAGAAUCCGCACGGUCAUAUGUACUAGGUAUCUACCUAAGGUACACCCCAAGGUCACCGAUCGAUCCAUCUCAAGGGAGAUAAGUACCUACCUACUCGCUACCUACCUACAAUACAUAGGUCAGACACCAUAUUUUCUGUACAUUACCUUUUUUUUUCCCACUGCGAUCAAUUUUUUUUGGUCCCUCGCCUAUUCUUCGUCGCAUCCUGAGAUUUUCAUUGUACUGGGGGAUUCUCCCUGUGUGGUAGACUGCUUAUCUCUUUUCGGCCCUCAGUCUCGACCCUGUGCGCUGAGCGAGUGUGUUUGCCGUGAGGUUCGACUGGACCACUUUAGUGCCCAGGCCCGGUUAGAGGAGGUCACUUGGACAGCGUUGUGUCGUUGGAUUGAAGCCGAGGAAAGCGCGGGCUGUGAAUGAAGGAAUAGGAAGAAACCAAAAAGGCUCAAGCAAGAGAGGAGAGGGAUUUAUUUUAUUUGAACCACCCCCGGAAACAGCAAAAUGUGUCAAGGACAUAUGCACGAGUUCCUCAAGGCUCUGCCCAAGUGCGAGCACCACAUGCAUCUCGAAGGCUCGCUCGAGCCCUCGCUCCUCUUCGACCUGGCCGCGCGGAACAACAUCUCGCUCCCGUCACCGGCGGAAGAUCCGUCGUUCGAAUCGAUCGACACGCUGCUGGCCCGGUACCAGCGCUUCACGUCGCUGGACGACUUCCUGCACUACUACUUCAUCGGCAUGUCGGUGCUGGUGACGCCGGCGGACUUUGAGGCCCUGGCGUACGAGUACUUCCGCCGCGCGCACCGGGACGGGGUGGUGCACGCCGAGGUCUUCUUCGACCCGCAGGCGCACACGUCGCGGGGCGUGGCGUACGCGGCGAUCGUGGACGGCUUCGCGGCGGCGCAGCGGCGCGCGCGCGCGGACUUCGCCAUCACGUCGGAGCUGAUCGUGUGCGUGCUCCGCCACCUGCCGGUCGAGGACGGGGCGCGCAUGUACCGCGACGCGAUCCCGCACCUGGAGUCGGGCGUGGUGCGCGGGCUGGGCCUGUCGUCGACCGAGAAGGGCAACCCGCCGCACCUGUACCGCGACAUCUACGCCGACGCCGCGGCGCGCGGGUUCCGCCGCACCGCCCACGCCGGCGAGGAGGCCGGCGUCGACUACAUGGCCUCGGCGCUGCACCACCUCGACGUCAUGCGCGUCGACCACGGCAUCAAGCUGCCCGAGGACGCGGCCGUCAUGGCCCUCUUCGCCCAGCGCGGCAUCAUGGUCACCAUGUGCCCGCUGUCCAACGUCGAGCUGCGCUGCGUCCCCACCGUCGCCGCCCUGCCCAUCCGCACCUACCUGGACAACGGCGUCCGGUUCAGCAUCAACAGCGACGACCCGGCCUAUUUCGGCGGCUACGUCCUCGACAACCACUGCGCCGUGCAGGACGCCUUUGGGCUGGACAAGAAGGAGUGGGAGCGCAUCGCCGGCCACGCCAUCGACGGCAGCUGGUGCAGCGACGAGAGGAAGGCCGAGCUGCGGAAACACCUCGAGGAUGUCAUGGUGAGGUUUCAGGACUAG
This is a messenger RNA of Cladophialophora immunda, 1577 nucleotides long. RefSeq names its product adenosine deaminase. NCBI's taxonomy places the organism in Eukaryota, Fungi, Ascomycota, Eurotiomycetes, Chaetothyriales, Herpotrichiellaceae. The transcript is spliced from 3 exons. Gene Ontology annotation, molecular function: adenine deaminase activity. The record is from RefSeq and is a predicted model, not a curated record. Gene Ontology annotation, biological process: adenine catabolic process; purine ribonucleoside monophosphate biosynthetic process; hypoxanthine salvage. The coding region runs from base 522 to 1577 and encodes 351 amino acids. Gene Ontology annotation, cellular component: cytosol; nucleus.